UGCUCCAGCUAGUACAGCAAUUAAUAAUUCGCAUCGAUUCCCACCACCUAUGUUCUUUUCCUACAUAAAUUGCGCAUUGCGUUACACCAUGAUUUUUGUGAGUGUCAUCAGUCACGUGCUCUCUAUUCUUAGUAACAGCGUAAUAUUUAGGAUUGAUUGAUCCUUAUUACCCGUCGCAAUGAUCCGCGCUGAACGGUUUCGCUGUAACUGCUUUGUUGAGAUUCCAGUUCAUUAAACGGUCUUGUGUAAAUUAACUUUGAUUCGUAUAACAAUUUUAAAGCAAAAUAUGAAUUUAUCAUAUUCAAUUACGAAGUCAAGUCUACUUAGUAUUUGAAUAAUUCAAAUGUAUUAGUAACCAACGUGAAAACUACUUUUUACAUGCGCAUUAAUAUCUAUACUCGCCAUCUUUGUUGUUGACAAACUGACUUUCCAGACGCAAACAUUAAGUAUUCGUAACGAUUUAAUAUACAAUAUCAGACCUCAAAAUGAAGUGGCAAUACAAAGAGGAGCACCCUUUUGAGAAAAGACGUGCCGAGGGAGAAAAAAUUCGCAAAAAGUACCCAGACAGAGUUCCAGUGAGUAAUAUGUCGAGGGAAACAAAUUAAACAAACGGACUUUUAAUGUUUUGAUACAACUACAACACUAGCAAUGUUAAGUUGAUCUAGCUAUUUUUUUAAAGGCACACUGCCAAGUCCAACACAUUAACAAUCACUGUUAAUAUGAAAUUAACCAGUUUAGUCAACUGUUAAGGUAUAUUUAUAAUAUUUAGGCAAUCAAUUUUAACCCUUUGUCUUUGUAUACAUUGAUUGCCUCAUUACUCAUUAGUUUAGAGUUUCAGUGCCAAGAUGUUCUACCUCACUUAUUUUUUAACUUAAGUUUAAGACAGGACAGCUUUUCACAAUCACAAGUCACAAGAUUACAAUCAUUUUGCAAAAAGAUAAAAAAGAAAGUUAUUAGUCUAGGAUAUUUUACUUAACUUAAAAUAUAUUUCAUGAAACUAAGUUUAAUAUUAUUGAAGGAAAUGGAAUUAACUAAUGAAGUCUUUAACUUAAAGAAAUAAUUGAAAUAUCACUGAAUAUCAGCAUUUAUAUAAAUAAAUGAACUAUCCUGAUUUGCAUAAUUUAUUUAUGAACUUUAAAUAAAAAAAUUAUGAGGUAUGCACUUUUUUUUAACACCUAGAAUAGGACUUACUUGCAGGGUGAUAUCAUUUAUUGAUGGUCUCUAGGGGCAUCAUGGUAAUCUCACAUCUUGGCGCAAUAAAUUUAAUUUUAAUGCAAAUGGAUUAGCCUUUUUUGUUUGUUUCAUAGUUUACUUUUUUUAUUAAAAGUUUAAAAUGAAUAAAAGUUUAAUUAUGUUGGCUUACAACUAAAAAGUUAACAGAAUUUAGCUAACAAAUUACAUUGAAAUGUUGUUUAGGUAAUUGUGGAAAAGGCACCUAAAGCAAGAGUUGGCGAUCUGGAUAAAAAGAAGUACUUAGUACCAUCAGAUUUGACAGUUGGUCAGUUUUACUUUCUGAUCCGAAAAAGAAUCCACCUGAGACCAGAAGAUGCUCUUUUCUUCUUUGUCAAUAAUGUAAUUCCUCCGACAAGUGCAACCAUGGGUGCUUUGUACCAGGUAAUGACCAGUGUGUAGCAAAAUGAAUUAUUUUAGUUCAAAAAUUUUAGAUAAUUUGCAACAGCAUAUCCAGGUAGUAGGGAAAAAAAAAUCCAGGUGCUAUUUUAAACCCAACAAUAUCAUGUUCUACAUAAUUCAGUCUAGUUGGUAGUUCCAAUAAUGUUGAAUUUGUUUUGUUUUUACAGGAGCAUCAUGAGGAGGAUUUUUUCUUAUAUAUUGCUUACAGUGAUGAAAGUGUUUAUGGUGCAUAAAGCCUAUGGAUGUUGCAGGCUUUCCUUUACCUUCACUACCAUAAGUGGCACAUUCUGAUUAAGAGACAAUAUGUUAAAUAUCAAUCAUGUACAACAUUAAAUGUGGAUUUAAAAAGAAAAGAACAUGACUGUAUAUAUUUUGGUGCAUCCAUUGGAGUCUUUUCUAUUCAGCAAGCAUAGAGAAUUUUAGGUGUCAUUUUAAGAUUUCUAAAUUCCUUUAACAACUUUUUUAAAGCUAACCUUUUCAAACUUUUUUCUCUAACAUCAAAUAUAGCUGUUCACUCCGUUAAAAGUUAAGAUCUAACAGUAGUUGUAGCAGUAGAAAAAAAUAAAACAUUGUUUUACUUCUUUCUGUAGGUUUAACAUUAGUACUGCUGGAGUCUGUCUGAUUUUAUUAAAUAUUUUGUAUUUUCUCUUUAUAUUGUUCUGUCAAUGGUCAAUAGUUUCAUUACACUAAGCCAACAUUGAAAAAUUAUUAUCAAUACCAAUUUCAGAAAGCAUUCAUUACCAAUAGCCAUGUGUAAUAAACAAAAGCUUCUGAGAUGUUUUUCAUACUCAAUUAUUCCUAUCUGAACAUGUUAACUCUUAAUUCUUCUUUACAAUAAAUCUGCACAUAGAAAAAUGUACCACUUUGUUAUGUAAUUGACUCAAAGUGCAGUAACACUUUUUCAUUUAUGUUUUAAUGCUGUCAAGAAAAUACAGUUAUCCUUCCUGGACCCAUUUUGCAAACAAUGUGUUUAAUUAUUUUUGUUUGGGGUAACUUUAAACUGGGAAGCCAUCGCACUCACUUGUGCAAUUGUUCCAAAAGGCUGUUGUCUUUCAUGAUGCUUAAGUUUUGAACUAAUAGUUUUGGGUCAGAAAUCAAACAUCAUCCUAAACAUGGGAAAGUUAAUUCAGAAAGAUUUAUUUUUCUGAUAACAAAUUUUGAUACCGGUAUUAAAUUUUUAGUUUUUUUUUCUUAGUGGCUUUUUGUGUGUGCAUAAAUUGUAUGUGGGUGCAGGAAUAAAAAAAAAGGUUUUAAAUUUAACAUGGAUUCAUUGCUGUUUUCAGAGUUGCACAUAUAGCACUGUGUAAGUUAUACAGUCAGAUGAAUAAACUUAACAUGCAGUGAAUGCAGCUUUUUAAUGUGUUCUUAACUUAACAUACUGUGGAUGUUGUCUUUCAAAUGUGUUGGAUCAAUUUACUAAGUGUUCUUGAAGUUAAAAUACUCUUUAAUAGGUUAACUUAACUAUUCAAUUUUAGUUUUGAAAAUUUUGAAGUGCCCUG
Molecule: messenger RNA, 3131 nt
Organism: Lymnaea stagnalis (great pond snail)
Lineage: Eukaryota; Metazoa; Mollusca; Gastropoda; Lymnaeidae
Source: the annotation of a GenBank genome assembly